This is a messenger RNA of Pseudo-nitzschia multistriata, 2744 nucleotides long. The record is from the annotation of a GenBank genome assembly. NCBI's taxonomy places the organism in Eukaryota, Bacillariophyta, Bacillariophyceae, Bacillariales, Bacillariaceae.
ACUAAAGAGCAUACAUACCUUUCGCAGUGCGUAAGUCCGGUAGUAUUACAAGUACUUUAUCAUACCUACCGUAGAGACAUACAAUGUGUACGAAAAUCAUACAUGGUACCGUAGAUCAUGAAUAAUCAAUAGGCGGUAGGCGGGCAGACGGGAGACGCCAGUUUGGUAGUACUCUUUCGAGGCCAUUCGAUUUUCCGCUCUAGUCACGAGUGAGUCAAAUCAAAAACGCACGCAUGAAAAGCACAUCAUAGUUGAUGCAAAAAACCGAACGAUUUCAAAAACUGAUGUUCGUAAACAUCGUCAAUCUAUUUGCUCAAUCACAAGGAAUAAAAAAGACACAAUUCUCUUCCCGAUUUGCGUUGCCUUUCUCUAUACCAUACAACACUAUCAUCAGAGAACAAAGGCGACCGAGCCUGAUAGUAAAUUAUUUGGAUGGUUUAGAUCAGGUGAUAACGGAACACUCUUACGGACACAAUGACUGAAUCAACGAGGAAAAGGCUACAGAGACAUUCUUCUUUCGUCAAAAUGGUUUACUGUUACUUUCUGGCAACCACGRCGACAUCUUCGAUGCGCCGAGUGAUCGGUAUGCGUUCUACUUCGGGUCGGAUAGCUGUGGAGGCCUUCGUGUCGACAAAGAAGACAAUGCGGAUGCACCCUCGAAUCUCAAGUCGUCAGAAGUUAAUUCAUUAUUCUACGACAAUAAUGUUCUCGUCGGCUUCCCAGGCAACAACAGAACAGCAAAAGCGGAUAUCCCGGCCACAAAAAAUAGUACAAACUCCAGCUACUUCCGUGACGACUGAUAAUCCGCCGCCGCUUUUAAAUCUGCACACUAUUACUCUCGAAGAACUUCAGGARCUAGUUGUGUCGUGGGGAUAUCCAAAGUUCCGCGGGAAACAAAUUUACGGUUGGAUCAGAGACAAGGGCGUUACAAAUCCCAAUGACAUGAACAAUCUACCAAAAAAUCUUCGAAGCACCAUGUUGGAAUUCACUUCUCGUGCUGGCAGCGAUGACGAUUCUUCUGAAGUCAACGACAAUGGUGGGGGGGCACUCUCGCUCGCUUUCGAGGCAAAAUCCAAGGAUGGUACCGUGAAGAGGGCCUACCAGCUCCGAGACGGGCAGCUCAUCGAGUCGGUAUUAAUGGGACCUUACGAGGAUGGACGCUAUACUGCUUGCAUUUCCAGUCAGGCCGGAUGCGCCAUGGGAUGCGUUUUUUGCGCGACUGGUCAGAUGGGAUUUGCCCGUCAGUUGUCGGCCGACGAAAUUCUCGAGCAGGUUUCUCGCUUCGCUAGCGAGCUGAAGCGCCAAAACGAUCCCUCGAAGCGGUUGUCAAAUAUCGUCUUCAUGGGAAUGGGAGAGCCCUUGGCUAACUACCGCAAUGUAGUCAAGGCCGUGAAAAGAAUCAAUUCCGAGCUAGGCAUCGGAGCUCGCAAGAUUACCGUGUCAACCGUGGGAGUCGUUCCCAGCAUCAAAAAAUUAUACGCCAAAGACACAGAAAUGCCACAGGUACGCCUGGCUGUUUCCUUGCACUGUGCUGAUGAUGGCGAACGAACGAAGCUCCUUCCGGCCAACGAACGCUAUGGUGGCCUAGAUGAGCUCAUGACCACCCUUAAGGAGUACAUUGACACAACUGGAAGACGCGUAACACUUGAGUGGGCCCUAAUUGCCCAUCAAAACGACGGAAUUGAGACAGCUCGACAACUUGGAAACUUAGUGAAGCGCUAUGGUUUGCGCCGGGAUAUGGUCCACGUUAAUGUCAUUCCCCUUAAUCCCACCCAGGGAUUCGAGGGCGCCAAACCAAGUAACGUCAAGCGUGUCAACGCCUUUUGCGACUGUCUUUCAAAGGAUUAUGGGAUUUCGGCCACCCCACGUGUCCGGCGAGGUAUCGAUAUCGAUGCUGGGUGCGGGCAGCUGAAGGCUAAGAUCCAGAAAAAAGAGGAUCAAAAGAAACGUAAAGAGCAACGAGAGCAGCAAAAUGCCCUUGCCGAGUUUCUCCCCGAACAGCAAACAGCGCCAAUGAUUGGUGUUUACGAAGACGACAGCGACGAUGAACCAAUAGUGCCGCAACUAAAGCACGGUGAAGUUGUUGAGUUCACUUUUGCUGAUGAUGCUGUAGACUUUGACUCUGACGAUUUUGAAAACCCUGAGUACGAAGAAARCUCUAGCGAUAUGGCGGAGGCAUUACGGUUGAUGUCUCUUGUAGAAAGUGGGGCUUUCGGAACGCCAGCAGCCACAAAGCAGUUACCAGUCACGGCUGAGAAUGAUGACGAUGACAAUAGUCCUGUAAAGGGACCCACUACGACGAUUGUUGACGAGGACGCGGUUCGAACCGCGAAAAAGAAGCGCAAGAAACUCUUGCGAAAUCUUAAACAAAUUAAAAACUUGAAAGACUUGAAAGCGAGUGGAAAAAUAUCGGCUUUUAGCAGGGAGCAACUAGAAAAGAUCAGCAAGGAGGAAGCCUGGAGAAAUGAAGUCGAAGAUCUGGAGCACAAUCUAAAAGCAUAAGGCAUUGCUGUGGACAUUUCUUGCGACAUAUCGACGCUACCACAUCCUUAUUAUGAUAUUAUACGUAUACUAAAUAGUUGACAAAAAUGGUUGAUCUUUUCAGAAGACAUUAUAACAGUCAGUUUCAGGGUCGAGGUAUCUCUCGUGGCUGAAAUUAGCGUAUCUUCUGUUUGUUGUGGGCAUUGUUUCGAGCGUUUUUGGCUUGAACUAUGAGGUUUAGUGGAUAAAAUAAUAGGGCUAGA